CAAAUGUCAAAAGUCAUAAUAAAUGGCCCUUCCUUUAAUUUUUUAUCAGUAUUUUAGGGCGUUUUUGCUUACAUUUCGUGAAACAAAAGUAUCUUUUUAAUUUACAACAUAGUUAGGAUUACACAAUUAUUUCAAACUAUUGGCGCGCAUGCUUAUUCCUUGGAAGGUCAAUGCGCAUAGUCAAAACAUUGCGCAUUCCGUUCGUGGCUAACCUCAUCAACUCGAUCGACCUGCUACCAGCCUGCUGUCAGUGCUCGCCAGUGCUGUAUUUUGGUGCCUAGUGGGAGUGCUAAGUGUCUUCGACGGCUUUUGUUUUACUUAGGUGCUAGUUAAAAAUAGAAUUUCAGGAUGCCUUCAGCAGCGCCACCCGCCGAGAAUGGCGCCGCGCCGCGCAGCGAACUCGAGCAGCUGCAAUUACGCGCCGGGCAGGUCACCGAUGAAUCAUUGGAGUCCACCCGGCGUAUGAUGCAACUAUGCGAGGAGAGCAAGGAGGCCGGCAUUCGUACUCUGGUCGCUCUAGACGACCAGGGAGAGCAAUUGGACAGGAUUGAGGAGGGCAUGGACCAGAUCAACGCGGACAUGCGCGAGGCUGAGAAGAAUCUCUCCGGUAUGGAGAAGUGCUGCGGCAUUUGCGUCCUGCCCUGCAACAAGGGAGCGUCGUUCAAGGAAGACGACGGCACGUGGAAAGGCAAUGAUGAUGGUAAGGUGGUGAACAACCAGCCCCAACGGGUGAUGGACGAGCGCAACGGUAUAGGACCACAAGCCGGAUACAUAGGCAGGAUAACAAACGACGCGCGCGAGGAUGAGAUGGAAGAGAACAUGGGCCAGGUGAACACGAUGAUUGGCAACCUGCGCAACAUGGCGCUGGAUAUGGGAUCCGAACUGGAGAACCAGAACCGCCAGAUCGACCGCAUCAACCGCAAGGGGGAAUCGAACGAAACGAGGAUAACGCUGGCGAACCAGCGAGCGCACGAGCUGCUCAAGUAAACGGCGACGGCACUCCUCACACACACACUCGCGGUCUCGUGGUCGCUGACGUCGCAGCUGCGCCACCGCUUGCAGCGCCACCACGCUACUUGCUCUCGAACGUACAACACCCUCAAACUCUUAUAUUGAAUUUCUUUAACGUUCAAUUGCUGUGCUUUAAUUUAUUUAUUUUUCCAAAGUUGAUAGUUCGACAGCAAGUGCUUGGCUCUGCAACCGGACGGUGUUUAACAACUACAUUAUUUCGCUUAGUAUCUCCUCAACUUUGAGAUACUUAUCUACCUAUUUAUUCAAACGUUACAUUAAGAUCUUAUACUCCAAUCUAUCGGCAUGCUACUGUAUUAAGUGAACACUCCGUAAUUUUCCUAGAAAAGUAUAUCUUAUUCGUUGUUUAAAAAAAAUGUUUCCUUACUAUUUACAUCGCUCAAUUCCCGUAGAUUUUAUUAAAAAUAUUCAAUAACGACAAGCAGUUUUUGGUGCUCAUUUUGUGCAGUAGGACAUGUAAAGUUACAAAAUUAUCUAGUAAUAAUCAUCUCGUAUAAUUAUAAUAUCUUAACCUCUCAUAUAAUUUCUAAAUUAUAAAAUAGUUCUUAGGAAUUUGAAACGGCGAGAUUUAUUAUUUUGAGAAAAUGCAUUUACCCGUUGUUAAAACAUACUAGUGUAACUGUUACAUAUACUAGGGAACCGAGUUUUGAAUUAUCGCUUCGACACAUUCGCAAUAAAAUAACGUUAUUGUUACAAAAUUGUUAUUUACUAGCGUUAUUCGUUAAGUCAUAUCGCCCUUCACCGUAUAGUUUGCGUCUUUAGAAGAUCAUUGUUAAUUUUUACACUGUUAAAAGUAACGUAAGAAGAGGACGUAUAAAUGGUGACUAUGUGAGGAGCGAAAGGGAAGAAGUGAUAUGUGAUAAUAGUUCGGAAUUAAGCGUUAGAGGUAGUAUUGAGAAGUCUUCUAUAGCAUUCAUUGAAUCUGCACUGCAAAAGAUUUCAUCGUUUGAUGCCUUUCAUAGAAGCAUUUAUGUUUUGUUUGAUAAUAAAGUUUACACUAAGCAAUAACUUGUUGAACUAUAUGAACAUGAGAUUAAUGUUACUUAUUUACAUUUGUACAACAAAAAAGCAAUACAAUAAACAAUAAGUAUUACACUAUUUAUUCAUUCCCAUUUGAAUUCAAAUUAUCAUAAUACUAGUUGAUAUAUCAACAAACUAAAAUAAUUAUAAUUAUUGAGGUCCUCGAUUAAUGCGUAUAUAAUUCGAUGUUCUUCAUAGGCCAGUAAAUAGAACACUGAUACUAGCUUGAGCACAUAUCUAUACAAUAACAUAUCUGCUUCUACGGAAAGUACUGCAGUCACUGUAACUAGUAUUUAUAAUAGCUAAAUAUUAUAAACUUAGAAAUAAUAAUACUUAUGUCUUAAUUACUUAGUAUUUUUUAUUUAUUUCAACAAUAAAUCUUUUCAUUUAUGAAGGUUUUAGUUUCUUUAUUACCCCUGAAUAAAAAGUUGAAUAUAUUUUUGGUAAAUAAGUUUCAUUUUUAUCGAACGAAUACUUUGGGAGUAGACUAAGGAUAAUAAUAAUAUACUUUAAGUAAUAAACAAAAUCUUAAAGACAAUUUUUCUUUAUAAAUACACUUAUAUAUUAUUUUAUUUAACAAUAUAAAAGUACAAACAGAAAUAAUUCAUUAUAAUAAUUUUCAUAACUAAUCCAAUUCUAAUACAACCGCCUGCACUAAGUUGCACGUAUAUUUUUAUUUUUUUAUGUAAUAAAUAAAUAUGAAAUAAAUCACAUUAGAAGGCUAAGUAAAGCUAGCUAGACGUAUUUUAUAAUGACUAUAGUACAAUUUUAUAUAAGUCAGGAAUAACGAAAUACAAUGUGUGACGUCACUACCACGAGACUUACACGCACACAAACAAACACUCAACACUUCGGUGAAAACCGGCGAGAGCAACGAAACACGCAUAGCUGUGGCGAACCAACGGGCAAACAAACUUCUCAAGUCUUAAGCUUCUUAAAACAUCUACAUCGUGGAAUGACGCUUACCAACCACCAGGUUAUUUAGGGUAUUUGACUGGGUCAGAGAUAAAUUAUAAAAUGCUGAUCUAGAAAUAGAAGCCAGUCUAAGACGAUCAAAAAUCAAUCUCAUUUUGUUUUUCGAUUUACUUUCGAAUUUUAUGAAUAGUAACAAUGAGUACCGCUUUUAUUGAUGACGUCACAGGACAGUAUUUUUUCGUUUCGACAUUUGGUAAAAAGUAUCUUAUUUGACUAGGUUGUCAAGUAGCUUAUUAUUACACUUUAUUUCAUAUCAGCCGAUAUUCGAACUUGCUGACAUAGAAUCAUAUUGGCUAUUAUUGCCAACGUGUCAAUAGUUCGACAAUCGAUAGUUGUCUUUAAAAAUCAUCUAUACUAUAAUCAAUCAUCUAUUGAUAGCUCAUUUAGAUCAAUACUAUCGUCACAGUCUAAAUAUUAUUAUUAAUUAAUAUUGCUUAAUAUUCGACCUAGAAGGACGCACAUUGACCAAAUUGGAGAUGUCCUUAAGAAGCAAGAGAAGUGUGUCAGGAUCGAAGCAAAUGGAAUUCUAUUGUCUCUGCUUACCCCGGUGGGAAUAGGCGCGAGUUUAUUUAUGUGUGUUAAUUUUUUCUAUUUUUUUUUAAAACUAUCGAUAGUAGCAUAUCGAUAGGCAGCACUAAGCCUAUAGGCUCUUAAUCGCUUCGAUGUGUCGAGAAGAAUUCAAAUUUUGCGGUAGAUAAGAAUUGACUAGGAAACUUUAAUUUGAUCUCGAACGCAUUUGAAAGUAACUUUCUUAAUUAAAUGCUCAAGUGAUUAAGUUAAGUGCGUCUACAUUAAGUUUGUCAAAGACAAAACGGCCUAUGUUAUGUAACAUGUUAUGUUAAAAGGGCCCAUGAUCAUCAUGAAAUGUAGAAGUGUAAUGUAUGAAGUUGUAGAAUUGUUGUUAAAGAUGUAAGGAAUAUCGACAGAUGAGUUGUCUACCUCAUUGAGUAGAUACAUAAGUAUCUAUUGAUAGCAAUAAAACUCAAGUUAGGAAGUUGUUAGUGUUUUAGAAAAGCGGGGGUUGUGCUAUUAGUCUUAAGUUUGCCUCUGGAAUGAUGGGUGAGAAGAAUGCAAAGGCGUUUUAGUUUAAAUGCUUUGAAACGUGGUAAGGAUUUGGGGACCUGGGGGUCUAAAAGGGCAGUUCAUCUAAAAAGCAAUAUUGAAAUUUGACAUUUCAAUUCAAUUCUUGAUUAAUGGCUUUUGUGUGAUUACAAGAUGAAUGAUAUAAAAUAAUUAGACAUUUGCGCAUAUAAAAGUAAGUGCGCAAUGUCUACAAAUGUCAAAUAUCAAUAUUGCUUUUUAAGUGAAUUGCUUCAACAUGGCCUUUUUAAACCCCCCUGUAUUGUAAAGGGAAAAGUUUUCUCAGUAAAUUCUUAUUUCAAACAGUGCAAAGCGAUACAUUAAUAACUCUUUUUAAAUCAAAAGUAAUAUGAAAGAAAGUGUAAAAAAAAUGAAAAUAGAAGGUCAGUAAGCGUCAUUCCACGUAAAUUCUACAAAAUAUAAUCGAUUAGUAUUUAUCGGUAAGUACAGUUCUUAUAAAAUUAAUACUGUUAUUAUAAAUACAUAAUUAUAUUAAACAAUAUCGCAAUAAUGUCGGACUGUAGUAGUUCCUAGUCGCAUUGCAACGAGUUUCCCGUCUAUAUAAUAUAAACUGUACUUACCCACAUAUAUUUAUGUAGAUAUAGUGUAAUUUAACUUUUGUUUAUUGUAUUAUCGCGCGGUGGCUCUGAAACGAUAAUUAAUAUAGCCAAUACUACUUUUAUAGAAUUUAUUCCAUGAACUUUAGGAACUAAAACUAAUUUUCUGGUAUUUCUGGAAGUUAAAAGUACCUAAAUUACUGAAGUAAUUAUUAAUAUUUGAUAAGUAAGUGGGUCCUAAAUCUAAUAAAUGAAGAAAUACCGGACUAAGUAUUUAGAAUAUAGUUCAUUUUUCUUUUUAUAAAAAAAAUAAUAUUUUCAUUUCAGAGCUGUCGUCUUAAGCCAGUCUUGCCUGAUUUAAAAAAAAAUGCUUAAUUUAAUGUGAUGGAGUGAGGCGGUGGUAGGACAUAUCAAAAGCACGAUUUGUGCUUAUUGUAUUACGAAAUUAUAUUAGGUUGCAUUUUUAGCUUUAUUUUAAUAUAUGUGCCAAACAAAACAGACUUUUUUUGCGAUUGAAAUGGGAUUAAAAAGGGUGGAUUUUAUUUUAAUUACCUAAUUAAACAUUGGUGCCGAUUCCAGUAUACACCAUCUAAUCUUAUUUUAAGUUAUAUCUGUCAUUUUCUUAUCCGCCGAAAAGGAAAGGGACGGGUAAUCGACGGGCAUAAAAUUUAUGGAACACGCGUCAAUUUUAGGCAGAAAUCUAAAACAACCCUCUAUAAAUUUCACAUUGUUAAUAACCCGACAGAAUUAAAUUGACAGCACACUUUAUAAUUAUUAUUAGUUCAUUCACGCAUUAAUUUUAAAAUUAUCAUCUGCCAUCUGUCAUCUUUACGGCGGAUAAGAAAAUAACAGGUAUAACUUAAAUAAAAUUAUUAUGGUGUCUACAGGAAUUAGCGCCAUUGUAAAUUGGGAUUGUUAAUAUAAUAAUGUUUAGGUUUAAGUUGUUCUUGUUGUAGCAAGAAAUUGAAGGCUAUAGGUAGGCUUACCAAAUCCAAAAUGACCAAGACCAAAUGGUCUUCUUACCUCUAUUAACGUUUUAGACAUCCCAUUUUUCGCUGUUACUUUAUCAUUAAACUUUUGUUUAGAUAAUUACUAAAUAAGACUUUAUUACAUACAUAUUUAAAUAAAGAUUCUCUGGCCGAUAAGUUAAAUAACAAUUAUUUAUUAGUGCACGGCACUCACUCGCACCGUCUCGUAAGAGUUAUACGAUAAAUUAUAAGCUUUUAUAUAUGUAUAGGUAACAUUACUUUGCACAUCACAAUAACGGAUGUUGAAGUAAAGAAAAGAAAGGUUUUAAAUUAAAUAUAUUUUAAUUUUAAAUAAAAUUCUUUACACAUAAUUUUCCACCAUGAAAUGGUAAAUGUCAUUUCUCAAAUAAUAUUCAAAUUGUAUUCACUUACACUUCCUAAUAAAUAAUAAAUAAAUAGUGAGAUUUAUAAUAGUAGUUUUGUGCGUUGAUAAAUGUUUGUACAAUUAAUAUUACCUAUUCUUUUGCGUCAGUGUUACCACUGUAAACAUGAUUCGUACUGUUUAUGUGUUAGAUUAAGAUAAUAAUGGUGCCUCAAUAAUAUUUUUCGUCAGAUUCUUUGGGAGUCGUUGCGUUUAGUUACAAUGAAAUUUAGAGCUUUUUGUAUUGAUUUUAUGACAUGUAGAGACUGUAAGCCAAUUACCAUAAGGGGCUUUUCAAGCUGUGGAUUUAUUUUUUGUGGUCGUUUGCUGUAAAUACCUACCAACAUUAGUGGCUAUGAGGGGUCCUCCCCAGUCUUCCUGAUUAUAAAAAUUAUAGACGAAUAUACCUGUAACCGUAAUUCGAUAGGUUACAGAGGAUUUCGCAAAGAAAUCUAUUAAUUAAUAUUUCUACCAAUUUAAAACAAACAUAUGGCAACACUCAGUGCUCAAACAGCGCCACCUAAUUUAACUUUACCAUAAGUUUAAUAGUCGGUAGUCUGAAAAGUCCCUUAAGACCCAAUGAGGGACUUUCCAGGAUACCAGGUUACCAGGAUAGUGUUAAUUACAUAUUUUCUCAUUACUCGGGUACAUAAUUAUUCAAAAAUCCAAUGUAAUGGCAGAAGCAUGUAUAAAAAUAAUUGUUGCUUGAUAUUUGGAUCACAUUAUGUAUAGAAUUAUGUUGCUACCUAUAUUGCUUCUCUUUGUUUUGAUCAGAAUAAUAAUGGGUGGUAGAUGUAAUUGUGCGUGGGUGUAAUAAAAAGGGUUAUCACUUGUACCCAAAAACAAAGAUAAAAGAAAAAAAAAUGUAAAAAAUAUUUAUUUACCAAAUAAAGUAAAAUUAACACAAGUUAAUAGCGGGCCCUGCACUAAGGUUUCCCCUGUAUCGCAGUAGCCCUAUGGUAUAACAAUUUUUGCGUAAAGAUUAAAAAUACCAAGUCCGGUGGAGACUCAGGUACCUACAUAUGUCGCAGGGACAUGAUAAAAACGGGGAUUUGAUCAAUUCAAAGAUGCAUUAUCCAUGAAAUUAGAAGGUUAAACGAAGGAAAAUCUGUACAGCGCCAUCUAUAUUGUUUUUGAGGAACGUAGCCUGGAAAGUCCCUUAUUACUAAAUAUAAUUUUAAUGUGAUUACUGACAUAAUGCAAUAGUGUAUUAUAGUUGAACGUUUAAAACUUUAUUACUUAAAGUAUAUUGUUGUAAGGGGAGUAAAGUGUACCGGCCUUAGAGUAACGAAUAGGAUUGUAAAACAGCGGCUUGACAAAUUAUACUCGUGUCUAGGUGAGGGUCGUAGCCGGAAAGGACGUAUUUUUCACUUUUUGGGAAAAAAGUAUGUUUCACUUUUUGAAUUUUCAAAUAUCUCUAUAUUCCCUUAGCCCCCUCAUUCCCCUCUCGUCUGUAUCUCGUUUUAUAAAUACAGGGUUUCCCAAACUUUUAAGAAAACGGAACACUUGUGGAAUGAUUACAAAUCAAAUACAAGAUACAAAUCAUUUAAAGAAGAUAUUAAAUAAUUUCGCGGAACUCUGGUGACUUAUCUACGAAACGCCUAGAGCUUAGCAUAGGCAAGCGUUGUUCCUGCUUAUCCCGUUGUCUCGGCAGAAUAAUGGUCUAUCUUCAGCUAUUUGUUUUUCACAGACUUCGGAAAAAAAGAUAACAUGUCUAAGAAGGGCACAUUGAAGCGAUUCAUCUAAAGAAGCAAGAUUCAAUGAGACAUUUUUGCAUUGAAAAGUUUUUUAGAUGAAUUGCUUUAAUGUGGUAAUUUUAGACCCUAAGGACUUUUUGUGUGUGUUUUUAAUUAUUGGCUACUUUCCUAAUAUUUCUUUAGUGGUAUAACUAGGCCAUUUACGGCCACUCUCCUUAUGUAAUUCUAGACCUUUUUUGUAUGCUUGCUCCUAAUUUCCCCCACAGUCCCCAGUGCUCGGUUACGACCUUACACCCCUUAGUUAUAAGAGUUUUCAAAUCUCUAUGUCUUUUUCUCUCAACAUUAGUUUCUAAGGGUUACCGUGUUUAAACGCGCAUUUAUCUAAGUGCAUAUUUUAAUAUUGAUAUAUUUUAACAAUGUUAUCUUGUAUAGUAUUGUUUCAUUGCUAUAUCUAUCCAAUAGAUGUCUAACCGCCUGCAAUAUAUCCCUACUCGUUUGAUUCAGCCUAAUACUAAUCAUAUACUAGAUAGAGCCAUGUAUAUUUUCUUUAAGAAUAGAUAAUAAUAACGGAUAGUAUAAAAUGUUAAUUUCUAAUUACAUUAUUGAUUUGUUAAUAACA
This is a messenger RNA of Pectinophora gossypiella (pink bollworm), 8366 nucleotides long. RefSeq names its product synaptosomal-associated protein 25. The transcript has 9 exons. The coding region runs from base 349 to 987 and encodes 212 amino acids. Lineage: Eukaryota; Metazoa; Arthropoda; Insecta; Lepidoptera; Gelechiidae. The record is from RefSeq and is a predicted model, not a curated record. Gene Ontology annotation, biological process: synaptic vesicle priming; exocytosis; synaptic vesicle fusion to presynaptic active zone membrane. Gene Ontology annotation, cellular component: plasma membrane; SNARE complex. Gene Ontology annotation, molecular function: SNAP receptor activity; syntaxin binding.